AUGCUUUCUUCACAUUUGACGGCUCCUGCUGAUGGAAUUGACUCGGAUCGUAUUGUUAACACGGCGUUCUUAGAUGAUUAUCAUAAAUGUCAAAUAUGCCACAGUGUUUUAUGGAAACCAGUUGCAUGUAAGACCUGCGAGAAACCUUAUUGUAAAACAUGCAUUGAUAAAUGGUUAAAUGGAAAAAUUGAAAAGACCUGCCCAAAUCGUUGUAAAUAUGAAGAACGAAACUGUUCCCCACUAACAAGUACAUUAUUAGCAAAAUUAGAAAUAUCUUGUAUAUAUAAAACUGAUGGGUGUAAACAGAUUCUGUUAUAUGAUUCAUUAGAACGUCAUGAAAAUCAAUGCGAUUAUCAAGGAAAAGAAUGUUUCGGUUGUAAACAACUCUAUCCAAAGAAUUUUCUUCGACAACAUGAACAACAAUGUGAUAUGAUAAAAUUUUUCUGUUAUCUAUGCGAAGAAGACAUUUUUCAAAGAGAAUUUAGUCAACAUUUGUCCGCAUGCCUUCGAUGCCGACUAGAAACAAUGAGAACCGAAAUGGUGGACAUGAUCAACAAGCACGACAAUAACAUAAAACAACGUCUAAAAGCAGCUGAAAAUUCUCAAAUCGAACUUAAUCAACACAUGAAAAACCUUGAAAAAACUAUCUCCUCGACUCAAAAAAACACUUUUUAUACACAAUCUGCUUUUUGGGUCCUAUUAAUCUUAGUCAUUGUUCUAUUCUUUUUAGGCAUUGUUCUAUUCCUUUCAGUCCACGAUAUGAAAGAUGAAGUCAAAAAACUCUCCAACAAUUAUGGCGAUAUGAAGGAUAAAGUCAUAAAACUCUCCAACAAUUAUGACGAUAUGAACGCUAAAUGUGACCAACGGAAUAAAUUAUUCUUUUGGCAAUAG
Molecule: messenger RNA, 891 nt
Organism: Didymodactylos carnosus
Lineage: Eukaryota; Metazoa; Rotifera; Eurotatoria; Philodinida; Philodinidae
Source: the annotation of a GenBank genome assembly